UUGCCGGCCUGAUAGUGGGAUAUAAGCUCUGAUCAUUUUCUUCAAAUACGUAUUAGUAUUUCCAUGGAGUCGGAUCCUAAGAGCCUCCAAGCUGUAAUGGAAGCACCCACUUUGAGCGGCAAGGUUAUUACCGUCUUUCCAAAAGACGACGGCUUCAACAAUUUCAUAAAAUCCGUCAUUCUCAAGAACGAGGUCCAAAACACUAAGCAACCGUUUUAUGUCCUUCAUUUGGGCGCCGUCGCAAACCUCAUGGACCAGUGGGUCCAUUCCCUCCCGGAGGUUCGGCCUUUCUACGCCGUCAAAUGCAAUCCCGACCCGACUUUGCUUGCCGCCAUGGCUGCGCUCGGCUCGGGCUUCGACUGCGGUAGCCGGGCCGAGAUCGAAUCCGUCCUCUCCCUCGGAUCAGUUGGUCCGGACAGAAUCAUCUUCUCCAACCCUUGUAAAAUGGAGUCUCACAUAAAGUACGCCGCAACUGUAGGUGUUAACCUAACAACAUUCGACUCCUUGGAUGAAGUGGAAAAGAUCCGAAAAUGGCACCCCCAAAGCAGCCUUCUCAUCCGGCUUAAGUCCCCGGAAGACGCCCGAGUGCAGCGCCAAGCUUCGGAUUCCAAGUUCGGCGCGCUCCCCGAGGAGGUCGUCCCGCUCCUCCGGGCAGCACAGGCGGCGCAGAUCCCAGUGGUUGGCGUGUCUUUCCAUGUCGGAACCGCCGUAAAAAAUUUUAGGGCUUAUGCCGCCGCCAUAGAGGCUGCCAAGGCGGCCUUCGAGUUGGCUACUCGUCUCGGCAUGCCUCAAAUGCGAGUGUUGAACAUCGGUGGCGGCUUCACGGCCGGCCAAGGCAGCUUCGAGGAAGCGGCUUCAAUGGUUAGAGCCGCUAUACAUACUUAUUUUCCUGACGCGGAGCCAAGGUUGAACCUCAUGGCGGAACCAGGCCGGUUUUUCGCCGAGUCGGCUUUCACAUUGGCCACCAACAUUAUUGGGAAGCGGGUUCGUGGGGAGGCGAGAGAGUAUUGGAUCAACGACGGAAUCCAUGGGUCUUUGGCAGGGGAAGUGGCUUUGGAGUGCGGAAAUGGAAAUCUAAGUAGGUGCAUGCCUCUUGCAGGGACAAGCAAAGAGGUCUUCAGCUCAACGGUGUAUGGACCAACCUGUAAUUCGCUUGACAUUGUUCUGAAAGGCUACUGGCUACCGGAACUUGUGGUGGAUGAUUGGCUUAUAUUUCCCAACAUGGGUGCGUAUUCAUCAGCUUUUAAGUCCAGCUUCAAUGGCUUCAAUACAUCUCUCUUUUCAACCUACGUUGUCACUGAUGCUGGAUCUUUCUCUUCCACCGAGUAGCUGUGCUUGAUAAGAAAAUAAGCUAUUAAAUCUAAAAUUCUAUUAAUUUCCUUCUUAUUCUUGUUCUAAUUCUGUGUGUUUUUCUUAAUCUGUUAAGUGGAGUGACUUAACAACUUUAUGAGUCGGUAUUUAUUGGUAUAUGUAAAUAAUAUGGUAUUCGAGUUU
This is a messenger RNA of Morus notabilis, 1494 nucleotides long. RefSeq names its product ornithine decarboxylase. Gene Ontology annotation, molecular function: ornithine decarboxylase activity. The record is from RefSeq and is a predicted model, not a curated record. Lineage: Eukaryota; Viridiplantae; Streptophyta; Magnoliopsida; Rosales; Moraceae. Gene Ontology annotation, cellular component: cytoplasm. The coding region runs from base 64 to 1329 and encodes 421 amino acids. The transcript has 2 exons.